GAUACUCACCCUCAGUAUAUAAAGCCCACCGCCCAAGCUCAUCAGUAGCUACUACUACAGCAAGAGAUGGGACUAUUGACGUUUGUUGCACUCGGAGGAGGAGCAGCGGUUGGUGUGGUCGGAGCUCCUUUUGUUCUGGGAGCCAUAGGUUUCACCUCCGCUGGGAUCGCAGCAGGAUCCUAUGCUGCCGGCAUGAUGUCAGCUGCUGCAGUGGCUAACGGAGGCGCAGUGGCAGCAGGGAGCACAGUGGCUGUUUUGCAGGCAUUUGGUGCAGCUGGUCUGUCAGGAGCUGCCACUACAAUGGUAGCCAGCGCUGGAGCAGGCCUCGGAGGAACUCUGCUAGGACUGGCUGCACUUAUCUGAAAAUCAUGAAGGACACAUUUUUUUUUUUACAACUUUUGCCAAUUAGGAAUGCAAUUGUAAAUUACACCAGUUAAUUUCCUAAUCAGCAUUUUUGUCAUCUCAGGAAACUGAAAUGUUAUAAUAAAUCUGGCUGUUAAAGAUA
Anarrhichthys ocellatus (wolf-eel) is the source of this 505-nucleotide messenger RNA. RefSeq names its product interferon alpha-inducible protein 27-like protein 2. The transcript is spliced from 4 exons. Bases 67 to 363 code for a protein of 98 amino acids. The record is from RefSeq and is a predicted model, not a curated record. Gene Ontology annotation, biological process: intrinsic apoptotic signaling pathway; release of cytochrome c from mitochondria. Lineage: Eukaryota; Metazoa; Chordata; Actinopteri; Perciformes; Anarhichadidae. Gene Ontology annotation, cellular component: mitochondrial membrane.